AUGUGGGCGGGAGCAUUAAUAUAUGUAGCCGGAAGUGCGCUUCUAUAUCUGCUGACAACAGAUAGUGGUAUGGGGUUUUACAUCGGCUAUUCAGUAAUCGCCAGAAUAGGAUGCGGAAUGGCAAUUCAAGUCACUUUUAUCGCAGUACAAGUAGUUGUUUCGCCUUCUGAAAUUGCGCACGCUUGCAGCAUGGAGGUUUUAUUUCGUCAGCUUGGAAGCGCUAUAGCUAUCAGUGUUGCUGAGAACAUCUUCCUAUCAUCAACACAAGGCCGACUUCAACAGCUUCUUCCACAGAGUAACGAUCCAAUCCUCAAAAGCGGCAUUCGCGAGUUUGCUAUGCUGAGCCAGACACUUCCUCCAGCAGAGCAACAGGAGGCCAAGAGUCUCAUUAGUUACGGCGUUAAGCAGGCUUUCAUACUACCCUUGACUGCUAGUUGCGUAGCCGCUGUUGCAAGCUGGGGAAUGGAACGAAUCAAGAUUGAAGACGAAAACGAGAGAGCAAUAGCCCAAAACAUUGAAUUGACUUGA
Messenger RNA from Botrytis sinoallii, 528 nucleotides. RefSeq lists its product as uncharacterized. Lineage: Eukaryota; Fungi; Ascomycota; Leotiomycetes; Helotiales; Sclerotiniaceae. Gene Ontology annotation, molecular function: transmembrane transporter activity. The coding region runs from base 1 to 528 and encodes 175 amino acids. The transcript has a single exon. The record is from RefSeq and is a predicted model, not a curated record. Gene Ontology annotation, biological process: transmembrane transport.